GAGAUUCUUGCCACAAGUUUUCGGUUGCGAUGUCCGAAUUUGAAAGAAUGUCCCGCCAUGGAACAGCAGACAUUGCACCCAGAUGCGUUCAAAAAUGAACAUGCCCCCAGCGACAGAGGCUGUAGCCAGUGUUUGGCAGCGUUGCGGAGGCGUAUUUGCUCAACUGGCAGAUCCCAAGCGCUUGGCUUGGCACUUGCCCGUCUACCGCAAACUGCGCUGCCUUGGCCGAGGUGCUUUCGGCAAGGCGUAUCUGGUGGAAGUGGUGAGGGGAAAGAGGGAGAUUGUCCAGCGCGUCUUGAAAAAGCUUCCGCUUGCCGAGGUGAACGAGGCUCAGCGAGAAGCUGCCUUCCGAGAAGCGCAGCUGAUGCGAAAGAUCAGCCGAGACUGCCCUUGGAUUACUCAGUUUCACGAGGUCUUGACUUGCAAGAGCGGCGCAGUUCUUUGUCUCAUCAUGGAGUAUUGCUCUGGGGGCGACUUGCGCAGCAUCAUUCUCCAUCAGCGGGAAAAGGACGAAAGAUUUCCAGAAGCGCAAGUAGUGAAGUGGGCGGCGCAGAUUGGCUUGGCUUUGCAGCAUUGCCAUCUCCACGGGGUGCUUCAUCGGGAUGUGAAGCCUGAGAACUGCUUCUUCAGAUCGACAGGAGGAGAUUUACUGCUUGGAGAUUUUGGCAUUUCCUGCGCAUUAGAUGAGCAAAAAUUUGCGAAGACUUGCUGCGGCUCGCCUCUCAAUCUAAGUCCAGAGAUUGUGAACCAAGAGCCGUAUUCGUAUGCCUCGGAUGUGUGGAGUUUUGGCGUGACCAUCUAUGAAGCCGCCAUGCUGGCACCACCUUUUCGCGGAAGCAAUAUCUGCCAGGUCGCCUUUCGCAUUGUCAGCUGUACCCCAGAGCCUCUUCCAUCUGCAAGUCUGCAGGGGCUGGUUGAAGGCCUGCUGGUUAAGGACCCAACCCAGCGGAGUACCCUGCGCAGCGCUUUGACGUCGCCGCCACUUGUAGGCGCCGUGCAGUUGCUCACGGGGCCCCUGCCAGCACAGAUGGAGCACGCGAGCGGCUUUGUGCACCGGCUGCGCCACACAACGCGCAGCGAGGAGGAGUACCCGGAUGACUUUGAGGAUGGAAGCGUGGAAAGCGAUGGCGAAAAUUUAGAGAUCAGCGAUGGCUCCUAUGAAUUGGAUUUUGAAGACCCAUCAGAGGAUGAAGUCCGGCCACCUGAGCUUUCCGAGGA
Cladocopium goreaui is the source of this 1218-nucleotide messenger RNA. The record is from the annotation of a GenBank genome assembly. NCBI's taxonomy places the organism in Eukaryota, Dinophyceae, Suessiales, Symbiodiniaceae.